Fusarium verticillioides 7600 is the source of this 612-nucleotide messenger RNA. RefSeq lists its product as hypothetical. The transcript has a single exon. Lineage: Eukaryota; Fungi; Ascomycota; Sordariomycetes; Hypocreales; Nectriaceae. The record is from RefSeq and is a predicted model, not a curated record. The coding region runs from base 1 to 612 and encodes 203 amino acids.
AUGACCAUGACUACAGCAGUCGUUGGAUCAAUGGCCACAUUGGGGCUUCUCGAAGCAGAACCUGCCGAAAUAAAGAAGGUUGAUUUAGACAUCAACAUUGAUGAGGUCAUGGAUACCAACUCAGGUGCUGAGAUAGAAGACGUCAUGGAUACCAGCUGGGAUGCUGAGAUAGAAGACGGUAUGGAUACCAACUCAGGUGCUGAGGCGGAAAACAACGCUGGAGUAUCUGCCCGGGAUGCUACUCGUGAGCUUGCUGCUGUUACUGGUGGGCAGAGCCUCCGUAUUACCGUGCUUGGGUUGCCUGGAAAUGAAAGUACUGUUCUCCAAGUCAAAGCUCGCUGCACUUCACACUCUAAGCUUGAGAUAGAAGCCUAUAUGAUAACUGAAAGGCACAGCGAAAGGAUGAUAGGUCAAGCUAGUCGAUUGCUAGCGAGAGAGACCGCUGCCGAAAGAUUCUUUACUGCUAUCCAAGGUAAUUCUCUUGAUGUAACAUUUCCAAUACCCGGCUAUGAAGACAGUCUCCUUCGGGCUGAAGCUCGCUGGGAUUCCCGGUACGGAGUCGAGAUGAUGUGCGGAAUCUUGAAUGGUGUAGCCUCUCAGAUUUUGGGAUGA